Molecule: messenger RNA, 1074 nt
Organism: Mesocestoides corti
Lineage: Eukaryota; Metazoa; Platyhelminthes; Cestoda; Cyclophyllidea; Mesocestoididae
Source: the annotation of a GenBank genome assembly
AUGGUGGUUAGGAAUGUUGCGUCGAUUCCGUCUACGAAAACAGUUACUCUCAUUCCUGGCGACGGCGUUUUCCCAGAAAUCUUUAUGUCCGUGAAGUAUAUUUUCCGGGAGGCCGGCAUUCCCGUAGUCUUCGAAGAAAUUCCAUUGAGGUUUAAUAUUGUUAUUUUUAUAUGCCACUCUAGUGAAUUACCAGGCCGCGAAACCGAAACACUGGAUCACGUUGUGGAAUCUGUUAGUCGUAACAAAGUGUGCCUGAAAGGGGUUAUUAAAGCAUCUAUGGGAUCAGCGAUUCCAGAGGCACUGUCGAUUAGGCUUAGGCGUGCUUUGGAUCUUUACGCGAGUGUUGCGCAGAUUCGCAGUCUGGACGGUGUCAGAACCCGCCACAAUGACCUAGACUUCCUUGUUGUCCGUGAGAUGUUGGAGGGCGAGUACUCUGCCUUGGAGCACCAAUCCAUCCCUGGUGUUGUGGAGUCGCUUAAGAUCAUCACACGGCGCAAUUCGGAAAGGAUCGCUAAAUUUGCCUUCGACUAUGCUCAGAGGCACGGACGCAAAAAGGUAACAGCUGUUCACAAAGCCAACAUAAUGAAAAUUGCUGACGGCCUUUUCCUGGAAACGUGCAGUAAUGUUGCAAAGCUUUACCCAAGCAUUGAAUUUGAGUCUAUGAUUGUUGAUAAUUGCUGUAUGCAGUUGGUCAGCCGUCCAGCACAGUUCGAUGUGAUGGUCAUGCCAAAUUUGUACGGGGCAAUUGUUGAAAACGUGUCUUCUGGCAUCGUUGGUGGGGCGGGCCUCGUGCCCAGUGUCCUGUACAGUCACGAUGUAGCAAUUUUUGAGCCCGGAGCGAAGCACACCUUUUCACAAUCCACCGGUCGAAACGUCGCCAACCCAACUGCACUUCUGCUGUGCGCCUCAAGCCUUCUGCGACACAUCAAUUUGGACCACUAUGCUAAUCGCCUCGAGGCGGCUCUCUUUCGCGUCAUCAGGACGGGCCACUGCCUCACACCCGACCUUGGCGGCUGCGGCACCACCACGGAGUUUUCUCACAGUGUUCUCCAGGAGAUGCUUCGAGGGAAAUGA